AUGAGCUCCAUACCGGUGGACGUUCUUAAUGCGGUUACUCAAUGCAAUGAGAAAGUGACAGCUGUGGAAAAGGAAAUCGAAGAAUUUACAAAUCAAGUGCGCAUUGAUUUCCGGUCAAAGAUUGAACCACUUUUCGAUAAACGGCACCUCGAGCUGGAAAAAAUAGAAGGGUUUUGGGGCAGUGCAUUUGUGGCAGUGGAAUCUCCCCUUAUGGGGUUACUAAAUGGUACAAUUGAUCCAAAAAUUGUACGGGCUCUGACAGACUUUAGAGUGAAGACAAGUGUUAGGGACGGGUCUAUCUGCCGUUGCGUGUCGGUGACUUUUCGCCCGAACAUGUUUGUGAAAGAGGGAACCUUCUCCCGUGAGCUUGAUCCCAGUGUAAAUACACUUUCUCUGCAACCCAUACUAUGGAAACCUGGAACCGAGAAGGCUCGAACCGAUUCUCUCUUCAGGUUUUUUUCUCCGGAGUGCAAGGACAUAGAGUUCCUCGAGCGCGCGCUGACAGAAUUUGAUGAACUGUUCCAAAACCCUCUUCUAGCCUUUGAAUAA
This is a messenger RNA of Trypanosoma brucei brucei TREU927, 549 nucleotides long. RefSeq lists its product as hypothetical. The transcript has a single exon. Lineage: Eukaryota; Euglenozoa; Kinetoplastea; Trypanosomatida; Trypanosomatidae. The record is from RefSeq and is a predicted model, not a curated record. Bases 1 to 549 code for a protein of 182 amino acids.